Sinocyclocheilus grahami is the source of this 2309-nucleotide messenger RNA. Its product is annotated as tropomodulin-2-like. Lineage: Eukaryota; Metazoa; Chordata; Actinopteri; Cypriniformes; Cyprinidae. The transcript has 10 exons. The record is from RefSeq and is a predicted model, not a curated record. Gene Ontology annotation, molecular function: tropomyosin binding. Gene Ontology annotation, cellular component: myofibril; cytoskeleton; striated muscle thin filament. Bases 186 to 1223 code for a protein of 345 amino acids. Gene Ontology annotation, biological process: myofibril assembly; actin filament organization; muscle contraction.
UCAUCAAGGCAUUUCUAGUGUCUGGUUUCCUGUGUUACCGCCCUUGGGCUGAGACAGUGAAGACGGGUGUGGGAUUUUUUUUUGCUCUCCGACCAGGAAUAGGUCAAUAAAGGGUAAAACGCUUGCAGGAAUUUCAUUAAGGCACUUAAACUGGACUGCAGUCUCUCUGACGGACAGUGUGAAUCAUGGCUCUUCCGUUUAAGAAAGAUCUAGAGAAGUAUAAGGAGAUUGAUGAGGAUGAGAUUCUGAACAAGCUGUCAGAGGAGGAGCUCAAGCAAUUGGAGAUUGCUCUAGAUGAGAUCGACCCUGAGAAUGCUUUGCUGCCAGCCGGCCUCAGGCAGAAGGACCAGACCACAAAAGCAGACACAGGUUCUUUUAACCGCGAAAAACUGCUGCAGUAUCUGGAGAAGGAGGCUAUGGACUAUAAAGACAGAGAAGAUUGCGUCCCCUUCUCCGGAGAGAAGAAAGGAAAGGAAUGGAUUCCCAAGCAGAAACCAAUUGAGAUCCAUCAGGAGCAAGCCACGACCCUUGACCCGGAAUUGGAAGAGGCACUUUCUAGUGCUACUGACACAGAACUGCAUGACCUGGCAGCUAUUCUUGGAGUGAACACACUAGUGAUGAGCUCGCAGAGUUAUGACGGCACCUGUACAGAUGGUUAUAACAAUGUUAUUAAAGGAGAAAAGGUGAAGCCAGUUUUCGAUGAGCCACCAAACCCUACAAAUGUGGAGGAAACUCUGCAGCGGAUAAAGUCCAAUGAUUCCUCACUGACUGAAGUCAAUCUCAACAACAUAAAGAACAUUCCAAUCCCAACUCUAAAGGACUUUGCAAAAGCCAUGGAGAGAAACACUCAUGUGAAGAAGUUCAGUCUGGCUGCCACCAGGAGCAAUGAUCCUGUUGCCGUGGCCUUCUCAGAAAUGCUACGAGAGAAUAAGACGCUAAAAAGUUUGAAUCUGGAGUCUAAUUUUAUCACUGGCGCAGGAGUUAAGGUUCUGGUAGAAGCUCUGCGGGACAAUGAUACGCUCACAGAGAUCAAGAUUGACAACCAGCGGCAGCAGCUCGGUACGUCAACAGAGAUGGAGAUCGCUAAGAUGCUGGAGCAGAAUACAAGCAUGGUAAAGUUUGGGUACCAGUUCACCCAGCAGGGUCCCAGAUCCCGUGCCGCUGCCGCUAUCACAAAAAACAAUGACCUGGUGCGGCAGAGGCGAGUAGAGAAGGAUGUGUAGAGCAUAUUCUCUCUCUCUCUCUCUCUCUCUCUCUCUCAAGCUCAUCGGACUCUUGUGCCAAACCCUCUGAGGGAGCUGCUUCACCUGAAGAAGGGACACAACUGGAUACUUUGCCUCCCUAAUGUUAAUACUCAAUGAUCUUUUUAUGUAUUAUUGUUUAUUGUUGUUUGUUUUUAUAGCUGCAAUUCAUUUGUUAAUUUUUUGCAUGUGUAAAACUUUUUCUGCUCUUUUCUUUGAACAAGUUCUUUGAAACAAAACUAAACAGGUUGCAGCGGUUUACAUACAUGCACUCAAGCGCUAUAGUAAUCUCUUCAUGGAUGGGCUGGAUCAGAACCUGUCGCCCACAUUCACUCUGAUCAAAUCUAGACUCAACUGGACUGGAUCUGCUGUGUUCCCCGCUUAAUGUGAGCGAAAUCUAGAUUUGUCGAGUCUGGGUUUGGAGCACAGGUUUGAACGGAGCUAAUGGCUAAUAAAUUGCGCAGAUCGUAACAGACACUCCUUAAUAAAAGUCAUCUAUACUCUCACUGUUAGCGUCACUGUGAGUCUGACGAGAUUGUGCGGCUGUAGUUCUAUCGGCAUGGGUUGUGUGUGGAUGUCUUUGGGCAGCUGGGUCGUCUCAAAAGCUCUCAGCUUCCACAUUGCAUCACAUGCUGAUUGAGACUAUUCGAAUUGUAAAAUUAACCUCUAUUCCCAAAACACAACAGCUGAUACUGUGUGUCUGAGGAAUUAGAGUGCUAAUUUAAGAUCAGUGCCCCAUUUUCAUCAAAUGUCAUUGGAAAUGGAAAAACUUGUACUAGAUCAGCACUAAUGACAACCUUCGGUGUGUAAAUGAAGGUCAAAGGUUGACCAGUUUCACUUAGGACUUUAAAACUGUUGAGGUUUAUUUCCACCGAGCAAUGCACUAAGGGAUAUUUUCUUUUUUUUUUUUUCAACACAGGAAGUGAGCAUUUAUGCAAUGUAGUUGUCAAUUAUAGAUUUAGAUGAGUUUCUUUCCUGUAGAUAAAUCUGAAAUGACAUUUCUAAUACCAUGCCAAAGACUAACACCUAAGUACUCUCAUUGUCAGGACUCUAGCUGAGAUCAGACAG